CAUAUCAAAACAAAAAUAUUAUUACGGAGUUCAGAACUGUCAAUGGAAUUUUUAUUUAAAACUAUAACAUAGUCCAAAAUAUGAACCCCCACGAUCAAGAGGACGUGGAUAGGAAUGUCAAACUUAAAGAAAAAUGGGUUGCAGAAACUUUGAGUCCUGUGGAACCAAUGGUUAUGAGCCUGCAAAGUUUACUAGUUUGGGAAGAUCCCAAGAAAAGUGCACUUUUGUUUACAGCAGUUCAUAUAUCAUUUUGGUUUUUGGCCUAUAUUUCAUCAAAGUUCUAUUUUCUCAUAUCCGUGUCUUUGUUAGUGAUUGUAUUCGUAGAUACCUGGAAGAAAAAAAUAUGGCCCGAAAUUAGAGUUCCACCACCUGUGCCUGAGGAUGAAGAUGACUGGACUCCUGUUCAUACUCGGUUACUUAGUACACCAGAAAUAUCACAUCAUAUCGCUCAAGCUUUGUCCUUUAUUCAAGUAACGCUCAGAAAAUGGAGACUGUUUCGUCGGAAUCAUCCACAAAAAUUUAGUUUUUUCACUUGUUCAUUUUUUACAACAUUGUAUUUGGUGAGUCGCUGUAUAUCAGGAUUAACUUUAUCUUACACAUUAGUGAUGAGUAUAUUACUAUGGCCAUGUGUAGUUUAUCAUGAUUUAUUUAAGAAGGUCUACCUAUACAUGGAACCACUUUUAAUGUGGUUAGAUUAUCAACUUAAACAUCUCAAGAUUGCUAAAGUCGGUGUAAAAGAGGAAGUAAAGGAAGAAGUUGUACCUGUAAGUGAUGAACCAACAGCUACAAUAAGUAAUGAUGUAGAGGAAGAAUUUUAUCCCGACUAUGAUCCUCUUACUACUGCUGCCUUGGCUAAAGCUAUAACAGAUAGUGAAGAUGAAUGUGGUACACCAUCUGUACCAACACCAGGUUUAUCUAAAGAACCAUCUAUUGAUAAUGAUAGUGAUGAUGAACGUGGAGCCAAUUUAGAUGAUUUGAUGCCAAGUAUUGAUCAGAUGCCAUCAUUUGAUGAUUUAGAUAAUACGGACGACGAAUGGAGUCCAGGAUCUCCCAGUGAGAGGACAGGCAACAUCCAUUUCACACCAACACAUUUUGGAGAUUCAGAUUCAGACGACGAGGAUCAGUUCGGUGAUAUGAGCAUCCCGGAUGGAGACGAGAAUUCCAUCACCCACAAACUAGUGAGUCAGACACUUACAAAUAUGAUGGAGAAUGCUCUUCAGGGUCUUAACCCCGAUCAGGGCAGUUCUUCAUUCUCGUCGGGUAUGUUGCCGCAUUCUGGAGCAAAAAUAACCUACACAAAAACAUCCCAGGGUGAAUCUGUCGAUAUCUCUGACCCAGCAGACGACACAAUCAUUGAGGAAGAUGAAGAAGAUGAAAGUACGGAUGCAGAGAAUAUCGAAAAAGAAUUUGAUUUUUUGGAUGAUUAUGAUCAAGAUGAUGCUCCUAAGAAAAAAUGAGCCAAAUAAUUUCUAGAUACAUCUACAAAAAACCUUUUGAGCUUCAUCUUUUUGACAAUCUGAAAUUGGGUAAGCGGUAUGUAUGUAUGUUUAGCUAAACUGUACUAUUUACGCUUAGCAAGUAGGAGUGUUUUAGUUAGAGAAAGUAAGACAAAGCGGUAUUCUAUAUUCUCGUGACUUUACAAAUUGCCUUUGGUCAAGUCUUGAGGAAAAAAAAAUAUCAUUAUUUAGUAAUAGACAGAGCUCUCAUUGGAGAUUAGUCAUUUGUUCACUAGAGCCAGGACACAAAUAUUCUGUGACAAGAAAUGAAUCAUUUUGUAGUUGUUUUUUUUAAUAUCAAUAAACUAGUAUGAUGGCCAAAAUGAUAUUCAUAAUAAUAAUAAUAAUACUUUGUCUUUAAAAUUAAAAUUUAUUACUUCUCUAGUUUUCAACAAAUUUGUUGAUGUAUCGAUGGUUGGGCACCCUGAUUUUGGCUGAACCAGGGAAGUUUUAAAUUUUAUACACAAAAGAGGUUAGUGCUAAUUUUGAAUGCUCAGACUACAAUCAAAUAGAACUGGAUUUUGUAAAAUGAAUUAAUCUCAAGAUUUCAUUAUUAUUGGGUAAAAUCUCAUUGCUAUAAAUUAUUACAUACCUACAUUUCUAUGUAUAUGAUUUUGUAGCAUAUAUUAAUAGAAAGUUGUUAUUUUGUAUACAAUGUUUAUACAUGUAUGCUAUUUUGGUUGUGAGGGCUUUUAUAUUCAUAUAUUACAAUAUAUUUAUAUAUUGAGUAACCAUAUGAUGAUUCACAAUUUUGAAGCUUAAGCGUUGAAGUGUUAUUUGUCAAAAUCUGGCAUUUUUUGACAUGAGUUUGUGUUGAAAUAAACAUUCAUAAUACCCCAAUAUUAUUAUAAUCAGAAAAGAAUAUGAAGACAAAUAUACCAUGAUGUUUUAUUUAUACAUAUGUUUGCUAAUUUUCAAAGUAUCUCGGUUUCAUAUAUCAAUCGUAUCAAUCCUAAAGUUUCCAAUUCUUUGUAAAAGGGGAAUAAAUUCUUGUACAUAUAUAGAAGAGAAAUCCAUGAUUACAUAUACUUGGGUGAACAUAGCUCAGUUAGGCCAUACAAAAAUAGAUACUUAGUUUUUCAUCCAAAAUAAUUCUAGUUUUAAUCUUCAAUAUAAUUUGGAGUCACACUUACAAUCAAAUCAAAACAGAAAUGAAUUGGACAGGGUCUUUUCUGGAAAAGUGCCUCCACUUCAAAAUAUUUGAAAUCGAUCAACCUUAGAUUAGCAAGGGAAUAUUUUCACAGAAUAUGACAACCUAUACCAUUAUCUCUGUUCAUAAAAUCACUUAAAUACCUAAAAAAUGGUAAUUUAUGUGUUUUAAAGUUAAAUUUUGCAAAAUGCGUAAUUUUAUAGCGUUUACGUCAAAUAACUGACAUCUAAAUUAUCCAGCCUGGUCAAUUUCACUGCCAGUCAAUCUGUAACAAGACCUGGUUUACUAAUCAUUUAUAUUGUAUGGCCUUAAAUAUUCCUUUUGUUUUUUGUGAUAUUUAUUAUUUGUACAAUGAAAAAUAAUUAUAGGUACAUGUAAUUUUAAUAUAAAUAUUUAGAUUUCUUUUUUUUAGAAUUUGUAAAUAUAUAUUUUACUUCUUGUGAUUUUUUGGAUUAAGAUUUCUAUCUCAAAUGUUGUAUUUUCACAUACCGGUAAUCAAAUUUUAUGCUGCCUUUGAUAAGAAUGAUUUUUGUGGUGAUUUAUUGUUUGUGUUGACCAAUUAAAUGUCAAUCUUUAAGGCUGAGUUUUCUUUUUAAAAAAACAGAUAAGAGCAUUAUAAUUGAAAACUUGGUCUUAAGAAAAAAAAAUUACAAAACCAUCAAUCAAAGAUUUAUUCAAAAGCAGAGUAAAUGUCUGAUGGAAUUGGAUAUUAUGUAAGUGUGUCUGCUAAUUUCUGUAACCAUCAGUUAUUCUGAGAAUAUAUGUCAGAGAGUUUUUAUAGACAUCUCGUUUUAUCUGCUGCAUGGUAUUUGAUGAUGUUAUGUGUUAUUAUUAAAAGGAUUUUUCUUGGGUGAUAUAAACCUAUAAAAUAGGCCUUUACACAUGUAAACCUUGUGUGCAUAGUAAGCAUUUGUAAAUUUAAGACAAAGUAGGUCCGUCAGGGGUAAAGGUCGUACAGUUUUUGUCUGAUUCACUAUCACAAAUAUUAUAUUUAUAUAUUUUAAUAUAAAACUAACUUCAUUAUUUCUUGUUUGAUUAAGUCAUUGUUACAUAUAUAAUCAAGGUAGUUGCUUUAAGUUUAGUAUUUUUGUUUCAUGUAUUAUUUAAGGUUUUUUUGUAUUCACUUUUAGAAGUAGUUUUUCCUUUCUUUUUUUUAGAAGUACAUUGUAUAUGCAUUUACAAUCUGUGCCAGAGAAAGUGCUCUUCACUACAAUACUGAUGGGGUUUUCUUUAAUCCUGAUUUUUUAAAAAUUAAUUGUAACUUAAAGGAGAAAUUCCAGAUCUAUUUCAGUCAAUAAAAAAUGGUUAAUUCUGUCAAAAAAGCUUUAAAAUCCACUGUUUCUAGUCCCAGACACUUAUCCAAACCUCUUUAAUUGGUUGUGGGAGUUGUAUAUGAGCUUCUUUGACUAGCAAUUACCAAGUGUCUCAAUAGAACCGUCUUUAAUUCAGACAUCUUUUUGAGGGGGUAUUUACUACAAUUUUGCAGAUUAGUGCUCCUUUGCAGCCUCCUUUGUGCUACCGUGUCAAAUAGUUCCAUCCGUGACAUCUCGUUAUGAAAAAUUGGAGGCAAGCACUCUAAAAGUGUUAGGUAAGGUCUAUAAAUAAACUGUUUGCCAAUUGGAUUAAUAUUUUAAGCCGAAACUUGUAGACGAGGUAGAUAGGACAUUUCUUCACAUUUUGUUCAAUGGGUUUUUAAUAUACAAACUUUCUUCUGAGUGAAAACUUGGAUUUCUCCUUUAAAGAGGCAUUAGUGCCUUGGAGGUUUCAAUUAGAUUGUAUGCAAAAUUUGAAACAGAUCUGUCAAUCCAUUGCUGAGAUAAAAGUCUUGAGAUUCAUUAAGAUCAAAUUAUAGCCACAAGUGGUUUUAUAAUGAGUUUUCAUGUAUCUUAUAUACUGCUCUACUCUGGGUCAGUGCUUGGGUCUUGUAUAAAUAGAUGUACACAUGUAUUGAUUUUACAGAUGAGUUGAAGUGGGUUCAGUUUUCACAAAUACUCGUAAAAUCUCUGUUGACCUGUACUUUUAUAAAAAGAUUUCACAGUUAUUUCAAUUUUAUAACGAAGGAUAUUUUAGUAAUGGAUAUUUUCAGUAACUGACAUUUCAAUAGACAUAAUCUCUGUUGACCUGUACUUUAAAAAAAAAAAAGAUUUCACAGUUAUUUCAAUUUUAAAACAAAGGUUAUUUUAGUAAUGGAUAUUUUCAGUAACUGACAUUUCAGUAGACAUAACUGAUAUUUCAGUAAUGGAUAUUUCAUUAACUGUGAUAUUUCUAAAAUUAUUUUUCACAUGAUUAAUAAAAAGUGUUUAAAAUACAUGUAUCUACUUAAAAUGAAAUAUAUGUUAAUAUAUGCCAGUAUCUGGGAUAUAUUCAUGGGUAUAUUUAUAACGCUCCACAGUGAAUAGUUUAAAGAUCCUUUCCUGUGACAAACUUUGUGAUUUGAGGAUAUAUUUGGACUAAAAAUGUUCAGACUAAUUAAUUUGCUUCAAAUCUCUCAAAACUUUGUUUUUGCGGUGAGAUACCUAAGCUAUAAAUAAUCUGUUGUUAGACGCCAUGUCUGUCAACUCAAUCCGUUGAGGGAGGGUCCAUUUUUCAGAAUGUAUUUUCCAUUACUUACUGUAAAUUUUUAAUUAUUUUCUGUCAACUUCUUUUUCCUCUGUUUAAUUGCAGGGUCUGUUAUAUUAGCACACAGUAAGCUGGCAGACAACUGUCGGGUUGCUAGUUAUUGAUACCCUGGCAUUUUUGCUCAGUGCUUGCCCCAUGGGUAUUUUUCGGGUAAUCUAAUCUUUUUCUAGUAAGAUUGGUUGUCUACUACUUUCCAUAUAGCAAAUUUGCCAUACUUUUAUUGGAAAUAACCACCUGAUAAAUAUUUUCGGGACAAUAUAUCUUUAAGAUAUCGGUAUUUUAAUAGGAUAUCUUAACAACAGAAACCCUGAAAUGCACACAUAUCUGGUAUAUACUGCUAGUAUAUAUUACUAUAUAUAUAUAUAUAUAUAUAUAUAUAUACAUUUAUACACAAUAAACUGGAUAUAUUUUAUUAGGCCAUCAAAGCUCUUAUUUCCGUUGGUUGGUUGGUUUUUAUAGUGUCAAUGCAAAUGAAAAAGUUGAUAAUUUUUGUGUGUAUACAUAAUAAUUCCUCUCCUUACAUUUACAGAGAAAUUUUAAUUAUCAGAGACAGAAAAUAUCUUGAACACUUUAGGUACCAGACUAAAAUAAUGCAGGUGUCAAAUUACCAAAAGCCACUUUACUAUGAUGUUAUAACAUUGUGAUAUAUUAAAGCCCUAUAACUAGUAAGCAUGGUUGAUUUAAUACUCAGUUGUCAUUGUAAGACAUAUAACUCAAUGUAUUUGCAUUCGUCUGGUCAUUAUUUCAUUAUUUACUGUUAUAAAUGAAAUAAAAUGAGAUGGGGUUUAACGUCCUACUUUUCUGCAUCAAACAGUGAACUGUGAGGGACAUUUUGUACUUACAGCAGCUUUUCUGCCUACUCUGCUCUUCAUCGAAUUCGAAAUGUCGAGAGUUCUUUUACCUGCAGGGGAGCCACAGUGGCUAAGUGAGUAAGAUGCUGGCUAGCUAGUCUGGAGGUCGCAGGUUCUAUCCCGGUGUUGGCCGAGAAAGUUCAUUAGGAUUUUCAGGUGUGGAUUCCCUUAGUCGGUGGUGCGGGACGGAGGGCCUGACAACGACAGCUGUCUAGUCGUUCUGAUGGGACUAAAAACCAAGGUCCUGUGUACAAAUUGGAGUGCACGUAAAGGAUCCCUUGGCAGUUGGAAUUCGAUAUAAGAGUUGGCCGUAGCGCCACUGUCUGGGCAAAAUUUCCUCAUAACACACUGCAUGGUGUAUGCCCGUCUUCGUUAGCCCAUUCGGAGUAGGACAUUAAACCCCAUUUCAUUUCAUUUUUACAACCAUGCCAUCCGCAUGCACUUGGUACCUUGGUUUUACAUGCUAUCUGAAGACUGUAUGCUGUUCCUUGCCAGACCCUCUGUCCUGAAGUACACUGCAAAAUUCAGCGGAACUUCUUGGAGUGUGCUAGCUCCUUAAUUACUGAGCCACAUUUACAACCACAUGGUAGCAGGUGAUUUGGUAAUUUAUUAUGUCAAAUGUAGUUGUCAAGUUGGUACCUAAUGAGUUAAAACAACUUGUUACACCUAGGGCUCGAUGUAUCAAAUUGGAAUCUCCUAUAUUUUUUAGGAUAAUUUUGAAAAAAUUGUAAAAUAAAUAUUUUAUUUAGUCUUUCAUAAAAAAAAGAUGUUUUUUAAAUAAUAUCAAUUUGUGAUUUGCUAAAAUUGAAAUGUAUAUCUUAUGACCUUCACUUUGGGGGUCGACCGAUUAUACAUAUACAAAGAUGUGUUCGGCGCCAUGUAUAUUAUUUUUGUGAUUGAGUUGCUUUAUGGCUUUAAUUUAAAGGGGUGUUAAUUUGUAUUACGCAGACUUUUAACUUUUUCUAAGUAGAAUGUUAAUAUAUUUAUCAUUUUUGUUUCACAAUACUUCAUUCAUUGUUUGUCCUUGGAAGCUAACUAACCCAAUCUGAUUAAAACACAGAUCCUAUUUCGUUUCGUUUUUAUAGUUCAAAAUUUCGUUUUACUUGUCUUUACUACACUAGGAUCUGGAAGAGUUGUUAUCAUUGGCGUAUUCUGAAUGGUGUGAGGUAUUAGCCAAUGAAACGGUCUGUUAUGAUGAGCUUUAGGCGUGUUUUGCUAAUUGGUUAAUCAAUUGUCUGAUGUCAUAGGGUCAAAAGCCACUCGUAUGACCUCUAAUGCGACCUAUCGCGACAACUGGUCAGAUCUUCGUGUAGUGUAGGCCAUCGAAAGUAUAAAAAACCGAAAUAUAGAUCUGUAUUUUAAUCAGAUUGUUAACUAACCCUAGAGGGAAUUCAUUGUGUUAUUUAAAGAUGUAUUCCGUUGAUGAACAAUAUUGGACCACAGAACUUAUUUAUAUCUGAAAAUUAGGACUGAGAGAGAUAGAGGGGGGGGGGGAGUAAUUAUGGAAUGAAAUUACUUUUUACUGUUAGAAAUGAAAUGGGGUUGUUUAAGUCCUUCUUUUCUGAACCGCCUGGGCUUAUGAAGACGGCCUUACACCCUACAAUGUGCUAUGAGGUACAUUUGCCUGGACAGCGGUGCUAUGGCCUACUCUUAUUUUGAGUUCCAACUGUCAAGGGUUCUUUUAUGUGCUUGCCAAUGUGUAAACAGGCCCUUGUUUUUUUUAAGCCCAACCGAAUGACUGGUCACUGUACUUGCCAGACCCCUAUACGCCUGUUCUGCAUAAGUAACAAGGGGAAACCGCACCGGAUAAUCCCGGGGAACUUUUUCGGUCAAUACCGGGAGCUAACCCAAGACCUCCUGGUUAGUAGUCCAGAAUCUUACUCUCUGAACCACUCCCUUUCACAGUAUGUAAUUCAAAUCCACAAUGGAUUAAAGAAGAAAGGAAGUCAAUAGAUAUGUAAUUAGGAUCAUGGCUCUUUAUAGGAAUAUAUGUUUGAAUUGUUUACUAUAAAUAAUACAGAGUAUGUGUAUUGUUACAGAUAUAUUCACUUUUAUUACCAUCUUUUAUUAUAAUAAAUUAUGUAAACAGUCAGGUAAUAAAUAUCAAUCAUUUUAUAAA
Molecule: messenger RNA, 8235 nt
Organism: Patella vulgata (common limpet)
Lineage: Eukaryota; Metazoa; Mollusca; Gastropoda; Patellidae
Product: reticulophagy regulator 3
Exons: 8
Coding region: 81-1457 (458 amino acids)
Biological process (GO): reticulophagy
Source: RefSeq, a predicted model, not a curated record